This is a messenger RNA of Malus domestica (apple), 515 nucleotides long. Lineage: Eukaryota; Viridiplantae; Streptophyta; Magnoliopsida; Rosales; Rosaceae. The record is from RefSeq and is a predicted model, not a curated record.
GAUAUGUCAGAGAGGUGUUUAUUGAACACCAGGUCUACAAUAUUACCCCCUCCGCUAAAUCUUUCCAAGGCAGUUGUCAAAGAUUUGAAGCCAAGGUUGCUUACUGGGAUGCACCAUAUGCUAACCAAUGGCAUGAAGGUUCAAACUAUUCAAGCAUGGGGAUGGUUUAUCCGCCUACUGGGAUCUCAUGCCUUGAAGAACAGGCAGUUAAUUAAUCAGAUGCUAAAAAUUCCCGAGCAGACAUUUUCAGAUCAUGACUCACAAGUUCAAAUUGCUUCACAAGUUGCAUGGGAAGGUCUUAUUGAUGCCCUUGUUCACCCUACCAUGAUAUUACCCUUUGAGACAAAUGCGACAAAAAAAGACAAUGGUAUGGAACAAAUAGGAACAUGCAAAGGAAACGGUAGUGAAAUUAAAAAAAAACGGAUACUUAAAAAGCACAAAGCUCAUUAUGACACCACUGAUAGGCAUCAUGUCGACUAAAUGUGAUGUAUCUGUUCACUUAGCUUGCUUGAACA